Molecule: messenger RNA, 1649 nt
Organism: Coccinella septempunctata (seven-spotted ladybird)
Lineage: Eukaryota; Metazoa; Arthropoda; Insecta; Coleoptera; Coccinellidae
Product: kynurenine aminotransferase-like
Exons: 1
Coding region: 125-1588 (487 amino acids)
Biological process (GO): biosynthetic process
Cellular component (GO): mitochondrion; cytoplasm
Molecular function (GO): L-kynurenine:2-oxoglutarate transaminase activity; pyridoxal phosphate binding
Source: RefSeq, a predicted model, not a curated record
UAUAUCAUAGAUAAGACAUAUAUUUGGUACAGAGCAAUGAAGAGUUAAUCUUUGAUACAGAGACAACUCUGGGUAGAUAUAUAAUAUAUCUUGCUGAAAGUUUAAUUUUCAUCAUCUAUCAUUCAUGACAAUUUUUAAAGGUUCUCGCAAAUUUCUGCUGUCCCUUAUCAGUAGUAGAAGUUAUAUUAGCAGUCGUUCAUUGAGUGGAAAGGGCAAAGUGGCAGAUAUUCUAAUUAAAGAUACUAUUUUAGAAAGCCCGUCUGUUAAGGCAUCCUUUAGUUCUCCAGAAGCCACAAUGACUACUGGUUUAGGACAUAAAUUUGGUCUUCCAAAAAGAUAUCAAGGUAGUGAGAAAAGUGUAUGGGUAGAAUAUAUUCAGUUAGCCCUUGAUUAUAAACCAGCAUGCAACUUAGGCCAAGGUUUCCCCGAUUAUCCUCCACCAAAAUAUGUGACUGAUGCUUUAGCACAAGUAGCUAAUGGGGACAAUUGCCUUCUACAUCAAUAUACCAGAGGUUUUGGACAUCCUAGAUUGGUAAAUGCAAUUGCAAAGUUAUAUUCGAAGCUACUGGAUCGUGAACUCAAUUCUAAUACCGAAAUUCUCACCACUUCCGGAGCAUAUGAAGCAUUGUAUUCAACAAUUGUAGGACAUGUUGAUGAAGGUGAUGAGGUGAUAAUUGUUGAGCCAUUUUUUGAUUGUUAUGAACCAAUGGUUAAGAUGUCUGGUGGAGAAUGUAAAUUCAUUCCUCUGCGACCCAGAAAGAAUAUUGAUGAUGAUGUUUCAUGUUCAGCAGAUUGGGUAUUAGACCCCAAAGAACUUGAAAGUAUGUUCAAUGAGAAAACUAAAAUGUUUAUUCUCAAUACUCCUAAUAAUCCUCUGGGCAAAGUAUUCACACUGGCUGAACUUGUUAUGAUUGCUGAUUUAUGUAAAAAAUGGAAUGUCUUGUGUGUAUGUGAUGAAGUUUAUGAAUGGAUUGUAUAUAAACCAAAUAAACAUAUUCGUAUGGCAACAUUACCUGGCAUGUGGGAACGAACAAUUACAAUUGGAUCUGCAGGUAAAACAUUCAGCGUUACAGGGUGGAAGCUAGGUUGGGCAUAUGGACCUGCCGAUCUUAUGGUGAACUUGCAGAUGGUGCACCAAAAUUGUGUAUACACUGGUACAACCCCUAUACAAGAGGCUGUUGCUAUAUCAUUUGAAAAAGAGAUUUCACGUCUAGGAUCAGAUGAAUGUUACUUUGUUCAGUUACCAAAAGAAUUGGAAGCUAAGAGGAACAUGAUGGCUAAAGCCCUCAAGGAAGCAGGCAUGAAGCCUGUUAUACCUGAGGGAGGUUAUUUCAUGUUAACAGAUUGGUCGCCAGUUUCUCAGCAUGUUGAUCUUAAUAGUGAGAAGGAUAAAUAUAAAGAUUACAGAUUUACAAAGUGGAUGACCAAAAAACUAGGUUUGCAAGCAAUACCUUCUAGUGCCUUUUACAGUGUUCCAAACAAGCACCUAGCAGAAGAUUAUGCCAGAUACUGUUUCAUCAAAAAAGAUGAAAAUAUACAAAAAGCUUCUGAUAUCUUGAUGAAAUGGAAAACAUCUCUUAACAAGUAGCUUUUAACAUUGUGAGGUCAUUUUUGCAAUUUAUUAUUUAUCAAUAAAUUAUAUUGCAUAC